Molecule: messenger RNA, 853 nt
Organism: Oryzias melastigma (Indian medaka)
Lineage: Eukaryota; Metazoa; Chordata; Actinopteri; Beloniformes; Adrianichthyidae
Gene: ift27
Product: intraflagellar transport 27 homolog (Chlamydomonas)
Exons: 7
Coding region: 160-711 (183 amino acids)
Cellular component (GO): Golgi apparatus
Molecular function (GO): GTP binding; GTPase activity
Source: RefSeq, a predicted model, not a curated record
GGCUGGUUGCUAGGAAACCAGUUGAAUCCAUGUUGCUGAGUCGAAUGGCAGAAUGUGGGGACAUUUUUUAAAAAUAGCGACAAAAAACCAUAGAAAUUUCAUUAAACUUACCCGUCUGAGUAACAAAAUAGGAUAAUACUGAUAGCUUUAUCCACCGCAAUGGUGAAACUGAGGGCGAAAUGCUUGCUUGUCGGUGAUGCUGCUGUGGGGAAAAGCUCUCUCAUCAGCAGUGAUGGAACUCUGAAGAAUUACAGCAUGACAACUGGAGUGGAGCUGGUGAUGAAGUGUAUCAACAUCCCAGAAACCCCUCACAGCGUGGAGCUCUACGUCUUUGACUCUGCAGGGAGGGAAACCCUUGUGGAGGCCUGUGAAAAACUGUGGGGUAACCCGUCGCUGUUUUGCCUCGUUUUUGACUUGACCAAUGAGCAGUCUUUUGUCAACUGCAGCCGUUGGUUGGAAAGAAUCCGCGCACACUGCAGAGGCCUCCAUGUUCCAGGUGUCCUGUUAGGCAACAAGUCAGAUCUGUCCGAUAGGAGGGAAGUACAGGCAUCUGUUGCCAAGGAUUGGGCCCAGAGCCAGGGCCUGGAGUACCAUGAGACAUCAGCUAAAGAAAUGGACAGCUGUGACGCACCACUCCUCAGUUUAGCUGGAGCCUACUACUCCCUCUACCAGGAGCGCUGUGAAGCAACCCAAAACCUGACGUGGGGAUGAACGUUUUUCCAGUCAGACGCAAACACAACAUUGGAUUUUUUUAAAUGUUUGUUAGAAUGAAUGAAGUACAAGAAUCUACAAUGCAAUGAAAAACAUAAUAUUUUAAUAUAAAAACAAUAAACUUCUGAUAACAGGCACUCAA